This is a messenger RNA of Chiloscyllium plagiosum (whitespotted bambooshark), 1593 nucleotides long. RefSeq names its product gamma-glutamyl hydrolase-like. Gene Ontology annotation, molecular function: gamma-glutamyl-peptidase activity. Gene Ontology annotation, biological process: tetrahydrofolylpolyglutamate metabolic process. Lineage: Eukaryota; Metazoa; Chordata; Chondrichthyes; Orectolobiformes; Hemiscylliidae. Gene Ontology annotation, cellular component: vacuole. The record is from RefSeq and is a predicted model, not a curated record.
CUGUGACGCCACUAGCCAAGCCGGCCAGCUUGCUCCCCAGACAAGCUCAGAGAUCAUCGGUUUAACCUGUCCCCUGCAAGCAGCAACAAUACGGCCUGCAAGGCAGGGUGACCGGCCACUCACUUCCCUUAUUCGCAUCAGUCACCUCCUGCAGAAUGUGAGCCACUUCCGGGUUUCAAAGUCAGCAAGCUCACCAUGGCUCAGACUGUGCUGGGACAGCUCCUGUUCGCUUGCUGCGUUUUGUCCGGACUGCACUCAUUCGACCUAAACCAGAGACCCAUUAUCGGCAUAUUGGUCCAGGAAACAUUUGAUCCAAAUCUCCUUCCAUAUGGGAAAUAUUACAUUGCUGCACCCUAUGUGAAAUAUCUGGAGUCUGCUGGCUGCAGAGUGGUACCAGUCAGGCUGAAUUUGACAAACGACGAAUAUGAAAAGAUUUUUUCUUCAAUAAAUGGCAUCCUCUUUCCUGGUGGAUCAUCUGAUGUGAAGACAUCUGCCUUUGCCAAAGCUGCAAAAACAUUUUACAACCUCGCAUUAAAGGCAUUUGAUGCUGGUGAUUAUUUUCCAAUAUGGGGAACCUGCCUUGGAAUGCAGUUGCUGACUGUGCUUACUGCUGGGAAGAACUUACUAAUAAAUACUGACACAGAAAACAUUGCUCUCCCACUUAACCUGACUCAUGCUGCAGAAUCAAGUAAAAUGUUUCAGAAAUUUCCUCCAGACGUGUUCCGGGCUUUAUCCCGUGAAGCACUGACUGGGAACUUCCAUCAUUUUUCUCUUUCUGUGAAGGAUUUUCUACAAAAUGAAGAACUGAGGAAAUUCUAUUCAAUUCUGUCCACUAAUUAUGACAGAAAGGGUGUGCAGUUUGUGUCGACUAUGGAGGGUAUCCAAUAUCCUUUCUAUGGGGUCCAGUGGCAUCCAGAGGUUAAUCGAUUUCAGUGGCAGCAGCAUGUAUCUUUCCCACAUUCUCCGAAUGCUGUUCAAGUCUCCUAUCUGCUGUCUGACUUUUUUGUGAAUGAAGCCCGGAAGAACUUCCAUCAUUUUUCAAACCUGAAGGAAGAGGAGGCAGCUCUGAUCUAUAACUACAGUCCACGCUUUGUGCCCACAUCCAGCUACAUCCAAGUCUAUUUUUUUUAAAGAAAUUUUAUGAAUUAUCCACAAAUUAAAUUUGAGCAGGAAACCCAAUAUUCCCACUUCACAAUCAUACUUAGCUGCUUGGACAGAAAGAAGCAAUCUGACUAUCAACUGGAACCAAAAGGACAGUUUAAAGUUAGGACUCUCAUUGCAUUACCCAAGUACUGGGGGAAAAAUAUUAAUUUGGUAUUUAAUCACUUGAUAAGUUAGCCACUUGUUCUUUGUAUAAUUUUCAGAUUAACUUUCAUUACACUGUUAUUCUGGAUUAAGUAUUCAACUUGUUCUAUUUUCCAUACUACUGCAGUUAAAAUAUUAUGAUAUCAAAAUUGCUUCACUGGCGGUCAAGUGAUUGAAGGUGUUUGUGACAACCACAACCAAAGAGGCACUUAUUUUAUAUCAACAGUGCAGAUUGCAUCAUUUCUACAAUGUCUGACUAAACCGCUUCAAUAAACAUUCUUUCCACAA